CGCUGGGCGAUCCGGCGGAAUCAUGGGCCUUAAACCGACAGCCUUGGACCCACUUCGCGACCCAGUGGACCCCCAGCCCUGUACUUGGGACUGUGCCUACACAGCUACACCUGCCACAGGUUUUUGAAACAUGCAUCCUUCUCCUUCUCUCUUCCUGGCUGCCCUUUGCUUGGGAAUAGCCUCAGCUGCUCCGCAACUCAACCAGAGCUUAGAUGAACUAUGGUCCCAGUGGAAGGCAACACACAGGAAGCUAUAUGGCAUGAAUGAAGAAGGAUGGAGGAGAGCAGUGUGGGGGGAAAAUAUGAAGAUGAUUGAACAGCACAAUCGGGAAUACAAACAAAAGGAACACAGCUUCACGAUGGCAAUGAAUGGCUUUGGUGACAUGACCAAUGAAGAAUUCAGGCAGGUGAUGAAUGGUCUUCAAAUCCAGAAGCACAAGAAGGGGAAAGUGUUCCAACCACCUCUCUUUGCUGAGAUCCCCUCAUCUGUGAACUGGAGAAAGAAAGGCUAUGUAACUCCCACAAAGAAUCAGGGUCAGUGUGCUUCUGGCUGGGCUUUUAGUGCAACUGGUGCCAUCGAAGGACAGAUGUUUGGGAAAACUCACAAACUUGUUUCACUGAGUGAGCAGAACCUGCUGGACUGUGCUUGGUCUGAAGGCAAUGGGGGCUGCAGUGGGGGCAACAUGGAUAAUGCCUUCCAGUAUGUUAAGGACAAUGGAGGCCUGGACUCAGAGGAAUCCUAUCCAUACCAUGCACAGCUCCAAUCUUGCAAAUACAAUCCAGAAAAUUCUGCUGCCGACAUAACUGGGUUCUUGACAAUCCCUAAGACGGAGUACAAACUUAUGAGGUCAGUGGCAAUUGUGGGUCCCGUCUCUGCUGCUAUAGAUGCAAGCCUGGAUACCUUCCGGUUCUAUGACCAAGGCAUUUAUUACGAUCCAAAGUGCAGCAGUGAAGACCUGAAUCACGGUGUUCUGGUGGUUGGCUAUGGCUUUCAAGGAAAAGAAUCCGAUAACCAAAAAUAUUGGUUUGUCAAGAACAGCUGGGGCACUGACUGGGGCAUGGAUGGCUACAUAAAAAUGGCCAAAGACUGGGACAACCACUGUGGAAUCACCACCAAGGCCAGCUUUCCUAUCGUGUGAGACGAUGGUGAUGAAGAAGGCCUUGACUGGCAACAGAAUAUCCAGGAAAUGGAUUUUAUUGUAGAGUUGAUCACAUCUUAUUGUGGGGAUAAAACACUUGAAUCACUGAAGAUCCAAGUUGUGGUUGGAUUCUGUGACUGUUCAUUGGUGACGAAACUACUUUUUUAAUCCCUGCUCUAAUCAGUGGUGUGUGAUUAACUUGAUUAAUAACUUUUGAAUGUUCAUGUUUUAAUUUUUUAAUUUAUUUUUGAAAGAGAGAGAGAGAGAGAGGCAUACAGAGUGCGAGCAGGGGAGGGGCAGAGAGAGAGGGUGGCACUGAAUCCGAAGCAGGCUCCAGGCUCUGAGCUGUCAGCACAGAGCCCAAUGUAGGGCUCGAACCCACAAACCAAGAGACCAUGACCUGAGUCAAAGUCGGAUGCUCAACCAACUCAGAUACCCAGCCCCCCCUGAAGGCUCAUGUUUUAAAACAUUCAUAAAACUUUUACCUUUUAAAAUAAAAUUUACUUGCAUAUGUUGAGGUAUGAUUUGGUUUUUAAUACAAAAACUUCUUUACAGUAAAAAAUUAAAUCGUUUUGGAGGGAGGAUAAAAUGUCCUCAUUUCCCCCAUAAUUCUUCAAACUGGUUUAAGAAUUUAAUUGACAUAAGACAAGUAAACAGUAGAAAAAAAUCACUCAAAGUUUUAUUACACAACUAGGGAAGCCCAGUAAUGAAUUUGAGCCCCCCCAGAAUGGCAAAGGCAGGUAGGUGUUUUUUUUGGCAGUUUUUAUACAUUUUAGACAAUGACAAUAAUUUGUGAGGAAUUGACAGGAAAAAGAGGCGUGUGGGAGCUUUAAAUUGUAGGAAUUCCAAGUGGCAUCUGGGCUGAGUUUGUAUAUGAGUGAAAAAGUAACAAGGUUUGUUUCUAUAACUUUCUCAGCUUUGAAGCCCAUCUCUGCUGAUAAGGAUGUCUCUUUACCUCGUAGUACAGGGAGGGGACCUUUCAUAUGGGAAUGCUCAUUUUCUGCUUUCAGGGGAGACAUAUGACAGCCUGGGUGUCCUUGCAGCAUCUGUGUCUCAAAUAGCUUCAACUCAAGAUUGUCAAUAUGCCAUGUGGUACCUUCUG
Molecule: messenger RNA, 2240 nt
Organism: Panthera uncia (snow leopard)
Lineage: Eukaryota; Metazoa; Chordata; Mammalia; Carnivora; Felidae
Product: procathepsin L-like
Exons: 8
Coding region: 131-1138 (335 amino acids)
Biological process (GO): immune response
Cellular component (GO): lysosome
Molecular function (GO): cysteine-type endopeptidase activity
Source: RefSeq, a predicted model, not a curated record